Linum trigynum is the source of this 2815-nucleotide messenger RNA. The record is from the annotation of a GenBank genome assembly. NCBI's taxonomy places the organism in Eukaryota, Viridiplantae, Streptophyta, Magnoliopsida, Malpighiales, Linaceae.
CGUGAGAUUACUUCUUCUUCCGGUUUUCCUUCUCUAUUUCAUAAACACAGAAGUCUGCAAGAUUGCUGCUUCCAGACUUAAAAUUGAAGGGACUCCUGGGGGUGGUUUGCUCGAGCCUACCAGCAAUUUGUAGUGGGGGAAAAUAACACUCUAAGGAGAGUGAUUAAUCACGCCUUCAAUCCGAUUCUUUCCUACCGUCGGUUUUCCUUCUCUAUUUCAUAAACACAAAAGUCUGCAAGAUUGCUGCUUCCAGACUUAAAAUUGAAGGGACUCCUGGGGGUGGUUUGCUCGAGCCUACCAGCAAUUUGUAGUGGGGGCAAAUAACACUCUAAGGAGAGUGAUUAAUCAUGCCUUCAAUCCGAUUCUUUCCUACCGUUUCCCUGACAGCUUCCUCUCCUCACUGGCCAGGCUCCUCCGCCAGCUCCACUGCGCCUGCCAAAGAUCACAAAAACUGGGCAGUGGGCAAUGCUUAGCUGGUUUCCUAGUUGUUGGGUUCUGUUGAUGUUGCUACCGAUCUCAGUCUUCGUUGGUUCUCGUCAGUACAAGCUUGAGCAUGAACUGGCUAGGUUUUCUCAGGGGGAUCGUGAUAUACAUUCUUAUUAUCAGCACUUUGUCACUCUCUAGACAGAAUGUCAAGAACCAGUUGAUCCUAAUAACUCGAGGUUUUGGGAGAAGGUUCUGCUGGAUCUUAUACCACUCUCUAACACGCCCCCUCAAACGAAAGCCAACCCAUGGGCUUGAAGUUUGCACAGGCCCACCAUACCUUGUGCUUUAAUCAAUUGUUAAUAUUGGGGGUCAAGGAGAUUCGAACACACGAUCAUUUGGCCAAACUAGCUCUGAUACCAUAUCAAGAACCAGUUGAUCCCAAUAACUCGAGUUUUUGGGAGAAGAUUCUGUUGGAUCUUAUACCACUCUCUAACACAUAACAGGAUAUGCUUGCUGCAUCCUUGGCCGCUGAGCCUUCUAUAGCCGCCAUUCUCUAGGACCGGAAUCGCUCUCGCCUUAUGCAGCUUCUUAUGAUACUCCGACAUGAGUUUGAGGCAAUUCGGGCUUCUGUUCUUCAUCACAAUAUUGACUCCAUUGAUACCGCUCUUAGCGAUUUAAUUCAGGAAGAGACCUGUCUCUGUAGUCUUACCAAGCUUGACACUUCUUCUAAUGUUGCGUUUGCAGUUGGGCACUCAGGGUCCUCUUGUCCUUAGUUUUAGCAGAGCUCCAUCAGUCAUCUUACUUGUCAUUAAUGUCAGGAUGUGGGUCACAUUCAGCCCCACUGCAGGAAGCCGAAUAUUUGCAGUUAUUGUAAGCAGUCAGUGCACAUUAUCUCGAUUGCAAGUCUGCAGGACGCCGCAACAAGGCUGGUUCUUUCUCUGGUCGCGCAGGGCUCCUGGGUACGCUCGGUCUGGUUAUGUCGUGAUUGCGGUUCUUGCUAUUGGUUCGUCCUCCUCUAGUCUCACUUCGGAUGAGGUGCGUCGCCUGGUUGAUGAGGAACUAUAGGAAGCUUUGCCUCAUGCUCUUAACUCUGCUUUUGCUACUGGUGGGGUUAAAGGUACUCAUUCUCAUUGGUUUCUUGAUUCAGCUGUAUUCAAUCAUAUGUCUAAUGAUUGUUCUCAUUUUGUGACUUAGAAUUAUGGGCUAACAUCCUCUUUGCAAGUGGCUAAUGUUGCUAAGCUUCCUACUCGUGUUGUUGGCACGACUUCUACUUGCUCUAUCUGUCUUUCCAAUACUUUAUUUGUUCCUGAUCCGGUUUCGUAGCUUGUUUCGGUUGGCCAGUUAAGGAGGAUGGGUGUGAGGUUAAGUUUGAUAAUCAAGGUUUUAUUAUGUAAAAUCGGAUGACGGGGAAGGUACUGGACAAGGAUAAAAAGGAUGGUCGGGACUUUGUUCUUCAAGAAUAUGGGGGCUCGCACUCGCAGGGGUAUUCAUCUUUUCUGGUGGACAAAGAUGUGGCUGGCCGCUCAUCUUCGAGCGCUUCUAUGGAUGAGUUUUCUGAUGUUGCUCAGUUUACUAUUGAUGAGGAUUUCAUUUCGGAUUUUUUUGUUGAUUCUAGUGAUUCUUUGGCCUUUUCUAUUUGGCCUCUAGACAGUUUGGAUUUUAAUGUACGAACUCAGUUUGGGAUUUAUGGCAUCAUCAACUUGGUCAUCCUCAUAAUGCCCGACUUCUCACUGUGUUUCAAUGGCUUUUGUUGCCUGAUUCUUUGGGUUCUCGUUUUACUCAUCCAUCUCCUUGCAUUUAUUGUAUUGAGGCAAAAACCUCCCAAUCUCCCUUCUCUUCGAGCAUUACAGUCUAAGACUCUCCGUUCGAUUUGAUUCAUACUGAUCUUAGGAGUCCGCCUCCUGUCACUUCUCGUAUGGUAUACCGGUAUUUUUCUUUAUUCAUUGGUCAUGCGAUGCGGUAUACCUGGAUCUAUUUUUUGCAUUGUAAAUAUGAAUUGAUUGAUCAUGCCAUUGCCUUUGUGCAAUUAAUCCGGACUCAGUUUGGGAAGACACUCAAGAUUAUUCGGUCAGACCCUGGUGGAGAAUUAAGCUCUACACCUAGGGAUGGCAACAAAAUCCAAACCCACGGGUACCCACCCGACCCACCCCGGUCAACGCGGGUAAAAUCCGUGUUGACGGGUUUUGGGCCGGGUUUGGGUUUCAACCUGUUCACUAUUCACCGGGUUGGGUUUGGGUUUAGGUAAACCCGCCCCAUGGGUACCCGCCCACACUCAUAUAAUUAAUUUUUCGGUAUAUUUAAUAUUCUAAACAACUAAUCUUAUUUAUGUUUGUGGAGACAUGUCUAAUUUUUUCUUUCUAAUUGAGUAGAAUGAAGUUGAUGUUAUCGA